Verticillium dahliae VdLs.17 is the source of this 1092-nucleotide messenger RNA. Its product is annotated as glycolipid 2-alpha-mannosyltransferase. The coding region runs from base 1 to 1092 and encodes 363 amino acids. The transcript is spliced from 3 exons. Gene Ontology annotation, biological process: protein N-linked glycosylation; protein O-linked glycosylation; cell wall mannoprotein biosynthetic process. Lineage: Eukaryota; Fungi; Ascomycota; Sordariomycetes; Glomerellales; Plectosphaerellaceae. Gene Ontology annotation, cellular component: membrane; Golgi apparatus. The record is from RefSeq and is a predicted model, not a curated record. Gene Ontology annotation, molecular function: alpha-1,2-mannosyltransferase activity.
AUGGCCAUGGCACGGCCCAUACGGGCCUUGGUUGUCGUGUCCGUCAUGCUGUGGUGCUUCUUCAUCUACCUCAUCUUGGGACCCCAAAAGGAAAUCCACCUGCCAGAGCGCUACAGCCAUGAGCGCGAUCCCAACCUAGACCUGACUGGCGAACCCGAGGGCACCCUGACCUACGCCUCGGAAGCCUACGCGCCCGGCAUCGAGAACUCGGCACGCAUCAACGCGACGCUGCUGGCCCUGGUCAGGAACGAGGAGCUCCCCGGCAUGCUGUCGUCGAUGCGCGACCUCGAGCGCACCUGGAACCACAAGUUCAACUACCCGUGGACCUUCUUCAACGACGUCCCCUUCACCGACGAGUUCAAGCGCCGCACCGCCGCCGCCACCAAGGCCGAGGUCCGCUACGAGGUCAUCCCCAAGGAGCACUGGGACAUGCCGUCGUGGAUCAACAAGGACCUCUACCACGAGUCGACCAAGAUGCUCAAGGAGAACGGCAUCCAGUACGCCGACAAGGUCUCCUACCACUCCAUGUGCCGCUGGAACAGCGGCAUGUUCUACAAGCACCCGGCCCUCGCCACGACGCGCUACUACUGGCGCGUCGAGCCCAAGGUGCACUUCUUCUGCGAUGUCGACUACGACGUCUUCCGCUACAUGCACGACAACAACAAGACCACACCAAGGAGGCCAACGGCUACUCGACCUGCCACUUCUGGAGCAACUUUGAGAUUGGCGACAUGGACUUUUGGCGCAGCAAGCCCUACGAGGACUACUUUGACCACCUCGACCGCGCCGGCGGCUUCUUCUACGAGCGCUGGGGCGACGCCCCCGUCCACAGCAUCGCCCUCGGCCUGUUUGAGGACGCGAGCCGGCUUCACUGGUGGGAUCCCUGUCUUUUUUUCUUUUUUUUUUUUUGGUAUCAUGGUACUCACACAGCACAGGUUCCGCGACAUUGGCUACCAGCACAUACCCUUCUUCAACUGCCCCAACUCGCCCAAAUGCCGGGGCUGCAAGGCCGGCAAGUUCACGGACGGCGAGAACUGGCUGCACCGGGAGGACUGCAGGCCCAACUGGUUCAAGUAUGUCGGCAUGGGUUGA